AUGAAGACGCUCUUGAAGACCUCAAGCCCGAUCACCUCGCUGUCCGCCUCUGCGGAGCUGGGGCUCUUAUUGCUUGGGGACACCUCUGGAGCGGUGAUUCUAAUCGACCUAAGUUCUGGUUCUGAACGUCAACGUUUGCUUCUCCCAGACCCGGUCCUGGCUGUUGCCUUGGCACCUCCACUUCGUGCGCUGCUGGCGGCCGGCGGAAAGGCCGUCACUGAGAGCUCCACCGUUGCGGUGUGGGAUGUGGAUUCGGGUACCUUGCGCGCGGAGAUGAAAUACAAGCACUUGGUCACGUCUUUAGCCUUUGCCCCGGCGCUACGGGUGGCGAUUACUGGAGAUGGCAGCUUUGAUCAGAAGAACACCACGGGACGAGUGGUGCUCUGGAACCCCGAUACUUUGGAACAGCAUCAACGACUGCAGUGCUCGGGCGCGGUCACCUGCGUCCGUUUGACACCGGAUGGACUGAUCCUUUCAGCAGAUCGAAGUCGAUGUAUCUGCAAGUGGCAUCCGGAAAGUGGGGAAAAGCUGCAGGAGAUCCAAGUUGACCAUGGACUUCCGUGGUGUCUGGCUGUGAAUGAGGCCUGCUCCUUCUUUGUCUACACUGCCUGUAACUUUAAAGAUAACUUCGGUUGCCUUUGCCUUCGUGGAGAGGAGUUGGAGCAGUAUGAAGAAUGUGGACAUCCGGUGCUUUCUGCCGUGUUCUUGCCUGAAGCCCCAGUCAUCGCCUGUGGGCUCCGUAAUGGCGACAUCAUCCUUUGGGACUUUGAAGUGAAGGCAAGACGAAAACUGGUGAAGAUGCCCUCAGCAGUGAAUGCCCUUUCAGUGAACCUGGUUCGAGGAGAGCUCAUCGCUGGAGACAAGAGUGGACAACUUGGCACUUGGCCAUUGGCAUUCCUGUUGUCAGACUGA
Messenger RNA from Durusdinium trenchii, 912 nucleotides. The record is from the annotation of a GenBank genome assembly. Lineage: Eukaryota; Dinophyceae; Suessiales; Symbiodiniaceae.